Messenger RNA from Chlamydomonas reinhardtii, 2900 nucleotides. RefSeq lists its product as uncharacterized. Lineage: Eukaryota; Viridiplantae; Chlorophyta; Chlorophyceae; Chlamydomonadales; Chlamydomonadaceae. Bases 78 to 2681 code for a protein of 867 amino acids. The transcript is spliced from 3 exons. The record is from RefSeq and is a predicted model, not a curated record.
CUGUAUGCGUAUAGAUAGUAUCUGCACCAUAGCGCAGAGUGAGGGUGGUUCGAGCAGCAGAACUGCAUAGUAAGCAUAUGACUUCCACUGUCUCGGUAGCGGCAAGCAAUGUUAUUCAAUUAUCGGAUGAGAUCCUAUGUCCUAGAACGGCGCGACUGACCGCCGGAGGGCUGUCGGGCCUCCUUCUUACCGAUGGCGCGAGAACGGCGUACCUCGACAGCGCUGCGAGCAUCGCGGGGUGGCAGGAGCACGUAUUUACGCAGGCGCCUGUGGCAUCAACAUCACCAUCAGCCCAAGCAGGGGGCAAAAGCAAGGCUCGGACUCCGCCCGCCCCAGUGCACUUCGUCAGCCUGUCGCCUGACCUCCAGGCGGCGCCCUGCCAACCCACCACCACCGCUAGCUCCUCGCUGCCGCCCCGCCACCUAGCAGCUGUGUCCACAGGCACUCAGCUGCAGGUGAUAUCACUGGGGUCUGGCUCAGCGACCGCCAACCCGUCGCAGCGUAGCCAGGGGCCACCGGAAGCGAUGGGGGCUGCAGCCAAGGCCGGGGCUGGGAGGAGCCUGGGCGUCCUGGCGGCGCCGCAGCCCUUCACCUGGCUGAACGUGUCUUGGCUCGCGGUGACUGGCAGCAACCGUGGUGGCGGCGGCCAUGGUAGCAACAGCAACCGCAGCACCAGGGGCGAGGCGAGCGGCGGCCCUGCAGCCGGCGCCACAGCCCAGCCAACACCGGGUGGGGCGCGGGCAUGCCACUGCCUCCUGGCAGCCGUGUGCCAGGCCGAGCUGCGGGUGGUGCUGUGCGACCCGGCUGCAGCCACUGCGGCCCCAACAGAAACCGCCACCGCGGCACCGGAUGAAAAGGCUGAGUCAUCAGCAGUCACCUCCACUCCCGCCUCCGCACCUCAUUCACGCUGCGGUCUCCGCACCGUGGGGCAGCUGCUGCCGCCGCCGUCGCUCGCAGCGGGGGGCGGCGGGGGCGCGGCCCCGGUGUGCCGCUCCUCGCAGUGCCAUGUGGCAUGGGUGGGUGACUGCGCUGACGGCGCCGGUGCCGUCGUGACACUGGUGGCUGCCUGGGGUGCGGACAUCGAGGUGGUGGGCUGGGUGCUCCGGGACCUGUUGGUCGCUCCCGCCGCACCCACGGCGUCCACUGGAGCCGGCGCAGCUGCAGCUGGCGUAGCUGCGGCGCUGCCGCCGCCCGCCAGCCGCCGCACACUGCUUCUGGGCGUGCCGGGGCCGCUGAGUGCGGUCGCGCCGGGGCCGUGGGGCUCCGUGGUCGCCGCCACCUCCGCCGCCCUUGCACUGGCGCUCACGACAGCACCAGAGCCGCCGGCUUGUGCAGCUGCCGACAGUGACGCGGCUGCUGAGAUGGACGGCGCCAUUAGCAGUCCGGGGGACGAGGCGGCGGCGGUGGUGGCGGCGGCAGCCGCAGGAGCACCCGCGGCGCCCGAGGUGCUGGACCUGAGGGGGCGGCUGGUGGGCGGAGAUGGAGGCGGCGAGCUGUUAGGCGGUGGGAUUAUUGGCGGAUGUGGUGGCGGUGACGUGGGCCCGUCUCCGGCUGGUCUGUUCAACAUUUCCAGCCUGGCCGCAGAGGAGGCGGAGGCCGGAGGCGCCGCGGCAGCGGCUCGGCGGCCUGUGGGCGUGCUAGGCGGCGCCGCCUCCUCUGCUGGCAGCCAAUGUCGGGCAGUGCCCGGCAAUAGCAGCCCCAGCCUGGGCGCGGUGCCGGGGCGGUUCCUGCUGGGUGACGCAGUGGCCGCGGCGCCGCCCGCAGCGCUGUGUGUGGUGUGGCCGGGACGCCUGGCCUCGCCCUCCGCCCCCACCUUGUCCGCUUCGUCGUCAAGCAGCAGCAGCCGGCCGCUGGACGCCUUCCGCGCUCUGGCGCCGCUGUCCAUACCGCGGCCCGACCUGAUUGCAGCCUGCAGCGGCGGAUGCAGCAGCGAUAGCACAGGCGGCACUAGCAGCAUGAGCGGCAGUAGCGGUAGCCUGGUGCUGGUGGGCAGUAGCAUGGGCCCUCCGCUGGUGGCGGCGUUCGGCCUCACGCCGCGCGGCGGCCUCACGCCGCUCAUGACGCUGUCGCCGGCGCUGCCGCCCGGAGCCCUGGACCCAGCCCGAGGCCGGCUGCGGGGCCUCGCACUGGCGCCUGCGGCACGCGGUGGCAGCGGUGCAGGAGGCGGUGGCGGUGCAGGAGGUGGGACGGGCGUGGCGCUGGUGGUGGUGGUGGGCGAGUCGGAGCCGGCAGUGGCGGGCGCGGGCAUUGUUGGCUUCGGCAAGGCGCCGGGUGCGGGCGCGCCGGCGGUGCGCCUGGCGCCGCUGCUGGCGUCCGUGCACACGCUGCCGCCGCAGCUGGCCGCACACGCCGCCCCGCCGCUGCCGCCGCCGCCCGCUCCCUCGCAGCCUGUCACGCCGGCGCCGGCGGCGACGCAGGCGGCAUCGGCAUUGACGUCGGCACCAGCACCAGCGGCCGUGGCCCCUGCGCCGGCCGCUCCGCCCCCCGCUGCAGCCCCCGCUGAUGUGGUGGCUGCGGCAGUGGUGGGUCAGCUGGCGGAGCUGCUGGAGGGCCUGAGGCGGCACGUGGACAGCCGGUUGGACGAGCUGUCGGGCAGUGUACAGGCCCAGGCGGUACGGCUUGAACGCCUCGAGGCGAGCGUGUUGGAGAAGCAGCAGCAGGAACAGAAGCAACAGAAGUAACAAGUCGUUUGGUUGUUGCCGGUUGCAUAUACGUGGUCUGGCUCCGUGUGUCCUCAAGUUGAGGGCGGCUAUGUCGUGUAAUGCUGCGUAGCAUUGUGUCCCAAGACGAUGGUCGUGGGCAAGGUCGUGGCUCAGCUUCCUGACAGAGAGGCGGGCCCUUGGUUUCUGGGGCUGAGGAGGACUGCGAGGAUGGCGUGCCCGAUCCCUGGGUUCUUGGCC